Messenger RNA from Harmonia axyridis, 861 nucleotides. RefSeq lists its product as uncharacterized. NCBI's taxonomy places the organism in Eukaryota, Metazoa, Arthropoda, Insecta, Coleoptera, Coccinellidae. The transcript has 2 exons. Bases 122 to 691 code for a protein of 189 amino acids. The record is from RefSeq and is a predicted model, not a curated record.
AUUGCUUUUUCUCUACAUGGUACCCGGUUCUCAGAAACGCUCCUACCAUGUGGACAACUGGUCAAGUAUACAUCCUGCAGAUAGCCGAAGAAGUUUUAUCUAGAUAGCGGUCGUCGGAAAAAUGUGCGUAUCAGAUUUUGGCAGCAUGAUUUUAAGGACGAUUUUUGUGCUUGCUGUGGUCCAGUAUGUCAUGUGUGAAAAAAAUGGAUUUGGAGCGGAUUUUGGUGGAAAAAAUGACACUGAAAUUAGUGUUGAGAAUAUGCUGGAUGAUUUUGUGAGUGAUCUCGGAAAUUCUACGUUCGGUGAGAUUAUGAAUUUUUGGGAUGAUGAAGAGGAUGAGAGAGAGUCCAAGAGUUUGGAAGAAGGAAGAAAAAAGAAGCAAGAGAGCCUCAUAUCUCGACUUCUUCCCCUUUUGGUGAUGCCCUUCAUGAUGUCCACGAUGAUGCUUCCCAUGAUGCUCACCCAGAUGAAGGUGAUGCUCAUCCAGGCCAUUUUCCUGGGAAAGCUUGCCAUCAUUUUCGCCACUCUGAACAUCCUGAGGAACAUGGGGGACACUUCGGGACUCUACAGCCACAACGUCCACCUAAGGAGGCCAGUAGGUCAUGUCAUGGAUGACCCUGAACUCAGUAAAAGUCAUUAUGGGUAUACUGGGGAUGAAGAAUAUGGUGCUUAUGUGAAUAGAAGAAAGUGAUAAUGUCUAUGAUGGUGAUAUAAACUCUAGGGACUAUUUGGUGAUUUCUGUUAUUGUACAGAUUGAUUUGUCGAUUUGUGGAUCAUUUUUAAACGGGUAUCUAUAUUUGUGUGUUAGGAUGUAGGAGUUGAAAUUGUGUUUCUGUUUUAUUUAUUUUAAUAUAAUAUUUA